Molecule: messenger RNA, 3500 nt
Organism: Leptonychotes weddellii (Weddell seal)
Lineage: Eukaryota; Metazoa; Chordata; Mammalia; Carnivora; Phocidae
Source: RefSeq, a predicted model, not a curated record
GGGGCGGCCCGGAGCCCGACAGUGACUGAUCAGGGCAGGGGAGCCCGAGGGCGGGGGCUCCCUUCUUCUCCAGCCCCGCGAGCCAGGGUCUUCAAGGGGCUCCGGCCUCCACCUGGACGGCCAGACCCCUUCCUCCCAGCCGGUGCGGCUCAGGGCUCCAGGACAGGGGGGCGGGGGGCUGGACAGGGAGCUGUUGCUGCUGACGCUUGGCAAUGGUGGGCUGGCGGGCAGCCGGUGAGGCAGAUUGGGGGGAUGGGGGGAUGGUUAGGGACACACGCCAGGCUAAACGGUGUGUGGCUUGGGGAGGACGCCCCAGAUUGGGCAGAAAGGUGGUGGCUCAUGCUGAAGUAAAAAAUCAAAACCAACCAACCAACCAAACAAACAAAAAAACCCUGCAUGUCGAAGCAGUGAGCCAGGUCCCGGCCUCCCCUGCUUAUGUGGGAAAAUGCGUCCUUCCUCCACCCCCACCAGGUCCCUGAGGGCUGUGGGAGCCUGGACGGGACACAGCCCAAGCCCUGCCACCACCCACCCUCUCUAUUUCUGGCCCUUCUUUUCCUUUCCCAUGCUCUUCUCUGCACCCUGCCCCCUUCUCCCACCCUGCUGUCCCCCCCACCCAUCGCGGACUCUUCUUCCUUCUUUCUGCUCCUACCUGCUGGGGGCACAGCGCCUUCCCCCUAACCACCCCCUGUCAGAGCCCAGAGCCCCAGCCAGGGCCUGAGGUGGGGCUGCCUGUCAGGGGGAGCUUGGGCCGCCAGCCAGGGGUCUCCCUCCCCACUCUGAAGCCCCCAGACACCCUAAAGCACAGAGAGAGGUAGCCUCUGAUGCUUUCAGAGAUGAAUCAGACUGAAAACAGGGAUGGGCCCUGAAAGAUACUGAGAACUGAAGAGGAUCGUCAUGGUAGGGUGCUGUGGUUGUAGACCAGGCUCCGCCAACAGCUGAAAACCUUGCAUGCUCCUGUUCUGUGGCAAGAGGGUGAAUGACCCGCCUCUGGCCUGCAACAGAACUCUUACCUGCUGUGAAUAUCGGCCGCUGGACAAGAAGUGAGGCAGAGAAAGGUUUGAGCUGGACAGAGCAGCCUCCUCCCCUUAGGAUGGCCUCGCCCUCCAGCCCUCUGGCAUUCAGGCUCCAGACGUGGGAUGGAGGCCAAGAAGAUGGCGGUGAGGGGGACAAAGGAAAGCCGGGCCUCGGGGAUGGGCCACCCCCCAUGGAGUCACCGUUCCAGGGGGAGGACCGGCACUCCUCCCCUCAGAUCAAAGUGAACCUCAACUACCGCAAAAAAGCAGGUGUCAGCCAGCCGGACCCAAACCGCUUUGACCGCGAUCGGCUCUUCAGUGCGGUUGCCCGGGGUGUCCCUGAGGAUCUGGCUGGCUUACCGGAGUACCUGUCCCGGACCAGCAAGUACCUCACAGACUCAGAGUACACAGAGGGCUCCACGGGCAAGACGUGCCUGAUGAAGGCCGUGCUGAACCUGCAGGAUGGGGCCAACGCCUGCAUCCUGCCAUUGCUUCAGAUCGACCGGGACUCUGGCAAUCCCCAGCCCCUGGUCAACGCCCAAUGCACGGAUGAGUACUACCGAGGCCAUAGUGCUCUGCAUAUUGCUAUCGAGAAAAGGAGCCUGCAGUGUGUGAAGCUCUUGGUGGAGAAUGGGGCCAAUGUGCAUGCCCGGGCCUGCGGCCACUUCUUCCAGAAAAAGAGCCAGGGGACUUGCUUCUACUUUGGUGAGGAGCCUUUCUUGGAUAAAUUGAGGUGCGGAGGAGAUAAGGCCAUGCCCAAGGUCACAUGGUUAAUGUGUGGCAGGACUGGGCCCUUAAACCCAGAUCUGUUCAACCCCAAGGGCUCAUGCUUCUAAUCACUGGGCUCCCUGCAAAAGCAGUUUGUCUUAGGAGAUGUUUUAGCCUUGUCUGGGCAACGAAGCUCCCCAUACAUCCACAUCCAGACGGGGGGAGGGAAGGGACUGACAGAACUGUGUCAAUGCCAAGAGGUGGCUGUGCAGGCCAAGCUCAUGUGGCCCACCCUGCAGAUUUUCAGGCACAUCCUGCAGCGGGAGUUUGCAGGGCCGUGCCAGUCACUUUCCCGAAAGUUUACUGAGUGGUGCUACGGGCCAGUCCGGGUGUCGCUGUAUGAUCUGGCCUCCGUGGACAGCUGGGAGGAGAACUCAGUGCUGGAGAUCAUUGCCUUUCAUUGCAGAAGCCCGCACCGACACCGAAUGGUGGUUUUGGAACCGCUGAACCGACUGCUGCAGGCAAAAUGGGACCUGCUAAUCCCCAAAUUCUUCUUCAACUUCCUGUGUUACUUGACCUACAUGUUCCUCUUCACCGCUGUGGCCUACCACCAGCCGGCCCUGGAGAAGGCUUUCUUGCCCCCAGAAGUGACUGCUGGAGACCCCGUGCUGCUCCUGGGCCACAUCCUGGUCUUGCUUGGGGGGGUCUACCUCCUCGUGGGCCAGCUGUGGUACUUUUGGAGGCGCCGUCUGUUCAUCUGGAUCUCCUUCGUGGACAGCUACUUUGAACUGCUCUUCCUGGUGCAGGCCCUGCUCACGGUGCUGUCCGAGGUGCUGUGCUUCCUGGCCGUGGAAUGGUACCUGCCCCUGCUUGUGUCCUCGCUGGUGCUGGGCUGGCUGAACCUGCUUUACUACACACGUGGCUUGCAGCACACGGGCAUCUACAGCGUCAUGAUCCAGAAGGUCAUUCUGCGGGACCUGCUCCGCUUCCUGCUCGUCUACUUAGUCUUCCUUUUCGGCUUCGCUGUAGCCCUGGUGAGCCUGAGCCGGGAAGCCCGGGCCCCCGGGGCCCCCAGGGGUCCCAAUGCCACGGAGGCAGCGCAGCCUGGGGCAGGACAGACGGAUGAGGAGGGCAGCUCUUCCCCAUACGGUGACAUCCUGGACGCUUCCCUGGAGCUGUUCAAGUUCACCAUCGGCAUGGGAGAACUGGCCUUCCAGGACCAGCUGCGCUUCCGCGGGGUGGUCCUGCUGUUGCUGCUGGCCUAUGUGCUACUCACCUACAUCCUGCUGCUCAACAUGCUCAUCGCCCUCAUGAGCGAGACCGUCAACAGUGUUGCCACUGACAGCUGGAGCAUCUGGAAGCUGCAGAAAGCCAUCUCUGUCCUGGAGAUGGAGAAUGGCUACUGGUGGUGCAGGAGGAAGAAGCAGCGGGCUGGUGUGAAGCUGACCGUUGGCACCAGGCCAGACGGCAGCCCCGACGAGCGCUGGUGCUUCAGGGUGGAGGAAGUGAACUGGGCCUCGUGGGAGCAGACGCUGCCGACCGUGUGUGAGGAGCCAUCAGGGCCGGCUGUCCCUGGCACCUUGAAGAAUCCUGCCCCAGCUUCCCAACUAGAGGAAGGCAGUGUCUCAGAGGAAGAUCAACUGCCCCUCCAGCUCCUAAAGUCCCAAUAACGGCCCAGAUGCAGGACAGAGUCAGGGGAUCUUCCCAGCCCUACGUGCUGGCUCUGGGGCUCCAGGAAACUUUGGUGGCAAAUGUAAAUAAAUAUUUUCUCAUCACUAA